GCAACUGAACGGAAGUAUUUUGUCGAGGAACCCCUGUACUGUUCAAUCUAGAGAGGAUUUCUGCACAUUCUAACUUCCUCAAGCCCAUCUGUGCCGUGCACUGUAGCAAAACAGAGUCCAAUCGGGAGGGAGAUUGCUGUAGAAUUUCUCGGAUCUCCAGGCUCCAGUUACUGGACCGCGCAUUGCCUGGAAGUGGUCGCAGUAGAACUGACCGCGUUGAGGAGAAUUGAAAACAGUGACAAUUCUAGUUUGUGGAUGCGAAGCGAAUCGCACCAAGCUUGCUCAUGCUAGGCUGCCUGAGAGUUGUCAACAUUCGAGGCCGUUCCACUACCGUCUGUUGACCGUUCUGCUGGGCUCGGCUGCGUAGCUCGAGCAUGAGAUGAAUUUGUUUUUUGCUCCAGUGUAGCCAAAGUCUGUCAUUCUUCCUAAUUUGCUGAGUUUGAACUGGAAUUCCAGUUGUCUGCCAGCAUGGAGCGCUCGCUGCUGGAAAGUGGCGAGAGCAAAGUAGAGAAGCUGACUGAAGAGCAACAAGGCCGUUUGGAUGAUUUGCUGGCGAACAACAUUCCGGAGUCACGACAGCAGUUGCUCGAGGGCAUCAACAACUUGCGAGAUGUGGCCGAAUACUGUGAGCAGGCGUACCAGGAUGCUGGCACGGAACUGGAGAGGGUCGCGGCCAUCGACACUACCAAGGCGUACUGUGUGCAGUCGCUAGCAAGUGUUGCAUAUCAAGUGGACUCUCUGGCUACGCAAGCCAUGGACCUGUUCACGCUGCAGACGGUGAAGGUAGACCACCUCGAGAUGCACGUCAACAAUCUCCACAUGGCCAUUGAUAUCCACAAGGAGAAAGUGGCGCGCCGUCAAGUUGGUCUUAUGACGCGUCAGAAGCAGUUCGUCCCCGAGCACUGCGUCCUGCUGCCACCCAUUCUCAAUAUACCGUUGUACAAGCGACGCAUGGUGACCGCCGACGACUUUGCCCGCAUCGGCAAUGGUCGUGUGGAUCUUCCCAAGGACAAACCAUACGCCGAUGUCGUCUUCCCUGACAUUGUUUACCAAGACGAGCGUGGCAAGUGUGAUGCUGACAGCAAGAACGCUGUCAAGUCCGUGGAUGUAGCGUCGCUCUCUGGAUCCACCACCAGUAGGUCGAGUCUGAGGAUGUUUCAGAAGGGUCUGAAAAAGUUGAAACACGGCGAUUCCAUUAAAUCUGCCGCAGCAGAUGCAACGGCGAGAGCGGCUGCGGGGGGACUUGACACCAAGCCUACGAUAUCAGCACCAAUUCCUCUGGCAGCCAGUACAAGUACAAGCCAAGAGAGGGCGUGUGUUUAUGUUGGACAAUUUGAUGAUGACCCGUUGCCACCACCACCAGCUGCACCAGCCAACAACGGCACGCCUCCCCGGAAACCGCAGCAACCGACUGGAAAGCCGCUACAGCCUCCGCCCAGUCAGCCCCCGCCGCCACCUCCAUCGCAGUCGCCGGCUAGAGGCUUGAAGGAGCUUUCCCCGCCGUCAUAUCCGCCGCCGUCUCCCUCGCCGCCGUCUCCCUCGCCAUCCUGUGACACGACAGGGUCCGUGUCAUCCACCACAUCCAAGGCAAAGCAGGUGUUGUUGGAAAGGUUUCUGCUGCUGACAGACUCUCCUCAGCCCACUCGACAGGCAGACACUGACGACCCCGUACUCGAUGACGUUGCACCGCACGACCCCUCAGCGCUGGAAGCCUUCUCCCAGUACCGCCAGCGAGCGUCCGCGUUACCCCGGUCAAGCACCAUCGAGCGGCCGAAACGAUUGCACAAGCAAGAAUCCUUGCCGGUCGACCCCGCCACAAGCACUAGAUUCUUACGAAGUGACACGGUGUCAUGCGUGCCGGAUGCCGAUGCUGCCGAUUUGGUGGCCAAGCGUCCAAGCCGCCUACCUCCGCCACCCCCGAGGGAGUCGGCGACGGACGACGUGUUCGGAACCAACGAUCGUUACACAAUACACGGCGAAGCGACGGUGAGCGAGCUGUCCAUGCUUGAGCCAGCGCCUUCGUAUCCUCCCCCACCUCCGCUGGACAUGUGCACGCAGUCGCUGCCCACGGCCACUCCUGCCGCACAAUCCACCCCCUCACCCUCCUUGCCGUCAUCACCGCUGAGUCGGGACGAGUACACAACUACACACUCUCCGCUGCCACAGCAGGUCGGCGACGGGGAUUACACGCGUCUAGAACGACCCAAGACGUCUCCGCCACCCGCACCGACAGGCGGGAGGACGGCUCCCCACCCAAAGCCACCUCGGCGUAACGUGGGAAACCAGGUGCCUAUGAGACCGCCGCCGGUUCCCCCCGGCCAGAGCAUGGGGGUCGUGUCGGGGGUAUCGUCCCGAGACACACUACCCGGGAGCUGCGCGAACACCAAGCGCGCCAGCCUGGGAGCAGUGUUCACUUACAGCGGAACAUCGGUGUCGCAGGCCGAUUCACCCGUGUCCUCUCUGGCCUCCGGAGCGUCGUCAACUGCGCAGCAACCGGAGCCAACGGCGGUGGUCGUCGAUGGCGACGAAGGCGAUGCGUCAGCGUACUCCUCUCUACAGCACUGCAGCAUGGUCAGCACAAACGCGCCGAGCGACUACGAGGAGUUCAAGCCGAUGCCACGACGUCGCUCUUCCGCCAUAUCGGUGGUAAAUCACCUUGGCGGCGGAGUCGGUGCUCGGCGAGUGUCUAAAGCGAGUGCGGGCAGUGCCCCAAUCAGGUCACAGUCACCGUCUGCAUCGCCACUAGAAUCACCGGCGUCCUCGCGAUCUCCACCACCGCUGCCCAUACUCACGCCCGACGCCAGCAUCAUGUCGGCGACGGGCACGCCGUCGGAUUACGAAGACCCUCACUCGCUCUCCUCCAGGACCACUCGCAAUCUGCAGAAGGCAGCACAGUCGCUGGCCGAGGCGCCGGAGUACGCCAUGUACACGGACGAGUCGGUCAAAGCGCGCUUCCAGCCGGGCGGGCCGAUGGUCAAGAUGGCAUCGGAUUCCCUGGAGGACGUGGCAGGCAACGGGGGUGGUGAUGACGCCAGCGGUCUCUACACCACGUUUGUCAAGCCGCCGCCGUCACGCAGAAUGACAUCACCCAUCCUGACGGCCACGAUGCACGCCUCCGACAAGCCGCAGGAGCCGGAGAAGCGCUCGCGCUUCAGCCUGUACCACAGCCCGCUGCGGUUCAUGCGUCGCAGCUCGGGCAGCAGCUGCCACACGCCGACCAGCGAUCGUUCCGGAUGCAGCACGCCUCGCUCGCCGACAUCACCGCGUCACUCCAUCCCGCCGUCGCCCCAAUCCACCGGCGGUAGCAAGAGGAGAAGCAGUGGCAAGAAGAGCCGCUCGCCCAAGGGGGGAGAUAACUCCCUGCCGGCCAUGUUCAUUGGCCAGAUCUCGGCGUGCACGUCGCCGACCAAGGUCGGGGAGAUGCGCCGAUCGGUGACCCUUAAGCCGGGCAAGUAUAUGAACGGCUCACAGAUCGGUGAGCGUUACUCGGACGUGCCAGCCUCCACGUUCCGCAGCUCCGGGUACGUCCCACCGCCGCCGUGCUGCCCUCCGCCCGGCGAUCUCCCUGCCGGCAGUACCCAGGUUAGUAAUGACAUGCUGCCACCCCCACCACCACCACCACCAGCAGCCGACGCCACAGAGUGCUUCGUCGACCCGCUGAUAGCGCGGCUCCGCAAUCAGUUCAGUCAGAUGUCCGAGGAGCCCAGUGUGGAUGAGCAGUCCGUCGACGGAGCGUCCAUGAUCGACGGAGUUCAGGCGUUCUACCGCGGCGGGCAAUUCCCCUCACUGGAUGACUUGCUGCCCAACAAGCAGGAUGCCAAGGGCGACGGCCAGGAUGUGUCGUCGUCUCAACCCGACCACGUCGUGGCUAAUGGAUCGUUGCCACGCAUGCCACCGGCCAUGCCACUGAAUCCACCGCCGCUCUCACCCAGCGUUUCAUCGGUCAAGACGGCGGAAGUCUCGUUCUCCCAGUGCACAUCGCCGACGCGCGGCAGCAGCCGUGCAGAUGAAAGCGUCGUCGCAGAACCAGCCACAACGGCAUCCAGCAGUGGUGGUGGCAGUGCUCCCGCGUCACGCCUCAGCCCCGCCGAGUACUCCAAAAUCAACCGUCGCGCCGCGGGCUCGGUCGACAUCGACGGUAAGACGGUCGUGGCCAGCAGCCUCUCCAGGCGGAGAGCCAGCAAGCAGGCAGCAGAACCCGACUACUCGGUGCCCAAGCGGCGCACAACAGUUGGUAGCAGCCGUCCGUCGGCCAUGCAGAAACAGAGCCGUUCGAUGACCGUUACCAGCGCCGUGCCCGGACAUCCGCCACCUACGGGAGACUUCAACAGCAGCGUGGGCUGGAAUGACGGCAGAACCCCCGACGGUACGCAAUCACCGACAGGAGCACAGCCGUCGUCGGCUAACAAUGCAGCUGCAAAGCGGUCCGGUUAUGCCAAGCUACCGCAGGCACCAGCCACCUCAUUCGCCGCGCUGCCGUCAAAGCAGCACCUGGUUCGGACGCAAACGGCCACGGUGGAGAACAACACCUACGCCAGCGUCAUGCUCGACGGCGGGCGUACGGGCACCAGCGCCGACGAAGACUCCUCGUCAGCGUUUGCCAACGACGAGGAGGAGGCACCGGCGUCCGAGUAUGCCCGGGUCCUGGUGACCAAACGGAAAAGCUUGCGGGUGCGCGAUCGCCCACCCAAGGUGCCGGCCAAGAAAGUGGAAGCCAAACAGGGCAGCGUAGAACUGCUGGAGGUGUUUGAGCGGCGACGCUCCGUGGGUUCGAUCCGCAAGCACGGCCGCCGACAAACACAUAGCGCCACUUCUCGCUUGAGCUCCGCUUCUAACUGCGAGGAGGAGGACCUGUACUCGAUGCUGACAUACCCGGACAGCGACGGCAAUCGAGACGGCGGCUACGAGGGUGGUGAGAGUGGCGCGGAGAGUGCGGGCGGCUUCUCCAGACCCUCGCUGGGCAAUCCAAGGAUGUCGGCGAGGUUCGGAGGUAGCGAGGACUUGCUCGCAUCGCCGAGUCCUAGCGCUGCUUCGUCAUCCGGGCCGGCCGUAGCGCCCCCAUCCAGCCACCACCAGCACCAUGACCAGCAGCAAUACCGGCCUUACUACAGACAGUCGGUGGACAUUCUGGACAGCUCUGGCUCCAUGGGCCGAUCAGGCAUGGCGAGUGCGAGCUUUAAUGCCCCACCGCCGCCGCCGAUGAAGGCCGGCCACUCUAAGAAGAACGACAGUAAACCGAGCCUGUCAUCAGCGGCCAAGGGCCACAAAGGAAAGCCUGACGCUCAGACCAAGUCCAAAGGUAGCAGCAAGGUGUCUAGCAAGAAAGACGAGCAGUCCACCAGCUCACAACCGGCCAUUCUGAAGAAGAUCGUCACGCUUUCUCGUCAGGACAGCGGGACUUUCCCGAGCGUAUCCAGCAAGAAAUAGCUCUGAUGUUGCCAGUCCCUCCGGCUCAGCAGUGGUGAUGUGCAACCAACCCCAUAUCGCAGGGAAUGCUUCAAGCAACCGAGGCACUUAGAGGAGAAGAGCUCGUGGCAUGCAGCAUAACGUUCUCGAAUGGUAGACACUCAGGGCGGUGCCUGCCUCCGGACUCCGGGCAUUCCUACACACACACAUGUAGUGGCAGAUUUGUAAUGAGUUCUAUGCUAUACUACCAGUAAACUGGGACACUCAGAGGUGUGUGCUUACAGCCAGGUAGAUUCCGGUUGGACUCUCACCUCGUGCCCAGUCACCACGCGUCCCUGCCACGCUCAUCUCGUGUGUCAUUAGCAACAGCUGAGCAGUGAUGUUCCUACCUCAGGACUGCUUCGUGACUCCGCUUUCAGCGCACCGUAUUUCUCCCGGUGGCCAAGCGUGUCGGUGCGUGUUGCAGUGUGUGCGAGUGUGCGUGUGUGUGCGCGUGUCCAUUGCAGCGGAUGCAUUGGCAGCCCGAGGCAAAACUCCAAGCGCCACUCGUCACCAGGUGCUCGGUGAAUUGUCGCCGUGUCCAAGCAGAGGAUAUGUAGUGAAAGUCACGCCAGCGCCUAGCUCACUUAUUCUCCUCGCCGCGCUCGCGUGUGAAUGUACAUGAGUUUGUGUGCGUGGGCACGUGAGUUCACGUGUGAGCACGUGAGUUUGUGUGUGUGCACGUCAGUUCAUGCACGCACUUGCCUGCCGUGCAGCGAGCAAAAUGAUUUAAACCUACUCUCCCCGUACCCUGCGAAGAUGUCAAAGAGUGGCUUGACAGGAUCUGGCAUCAGACAAAGCUGUAGCUACAAUUACAAUAGCACUGGCACCUUCAUGCCUAAAUUCCUUUUUUUUUGUACACACACCGCUCCCAUGGCUCUACGAAUAGCACUCGCAUAUGUACCAGUAAUAUUUUAAUAUUUUAUAUAUUUAUUCCCAAUUUUAGCGCUCAGUGUACUUUGCUGCAUUCAGUAACGGGCAGUGGCGCUGCCUUUGCCCUAAUUUUCACCCGUCCGUUUGAACCUGAAAGUGUUUCCUGGUUUCCACGAGUAAAUGUCUCAAGUCUGCAACGAUAUUUUUCUGAACCGAAUGCCUAACUUCUUGGCCGUCCCCAGUGUUGGCUCGCUCCUUGGCCUUUUGCUUUCCUUUUCUACAUUUAAAUCGGUUGAACCAGUCUCUUCUUGUGUCUGUAACUCGCACCAUCUCAAUGUCCCUGUGCUCUACCAACAGUGCUUGUGCGUUUGUAUCCGCGAUACACCACUAUCAGACUGUACCACCCGAAAGCCAUCAUCUUCUCAGUGCUCCCCGUCCUUCUGUCUGCCUUUCUGCGACUCGUGAUACCGACACUCAAAAGGCCACCUUUCUUUCUUUCCUCCCUAUUCUCAUCGUCCCUGCCAGUCCCGCCUUUCCGUGAAUAUCGUAAGUAUACUCGCUUGAUUGUUCGCACAUUUUUAUCUGUCGUCUUCGAGGCUCUACUUCUGCUUAUACUCAGUGGAAUAUAUUUUUUAAAUACAGUUUCCGACAAUUUUUAAAACUUUUAACAUAGCUUUGAGUCACCGGUCUCUAUUCAGGUUUAGAUAUUUUUUAGCACAUUCUUUCUCUGUCCCGUGCAACCAAACGCACACUACUCCACAGUGUGUGUGCGAACUCACACACGCGCAGUGCUGUGCUGUGACGCGGAAUUUCAAGUCGGCGUCAUUGUGAUCAGAGCGCUCCUUGCCGGUGCGGUGUCCGGUCUUC
Molecule: messenger RNA, 7185 nt
Organism: Sycon ciliatum
Lineage: Eukaryota; Metazoa; Porifera; Calcarea; Leucosolenida; Sycettidae
Product: mucin-2-like
Exons: 7
Coding region: 469-5427 (1652 amino acids)
Biological process (GO): neuron migration
Cellular component (GO): SCAR complex; lamellipodium; actin-based cell projection
Molecular function (GO): SH3 domain binding; signaling adaptor activity
Source: RefSeq, a predicted model, not a curated record